AUGUCGCUAGCGUCCAGACCUCUUCAGCUAUACACCAGGGCUCUCUUCCGCAGGAAUGGACUUCUCUUGACCCAGCGUGGGACGCAAUUCGCGCCCCCAAUACUCUCUCGUCAGACUUUCUCGACUCAGAAUGUUCUUCUAAACAAACAACCUGCAUCACCCCCUCGAUUUCAGUCUAAGGUUGCAGCGCAGAAAGAACCCGUCGAAAGCGCCCCGGAAUUACCCGCCCUGAAUCUGGACUCAUUAGGCCUGAGCAAAAAUAUGAAAAUAUUCCUCAUGGUUCUUUUGGGUAUUUUCGGCACCAUGGAAACAUAUGUCUAUUGUCGAGCGAUAUGGCGAUGGUGGAAGGGUAGCGGUGAUGGAGAGCAUGUUGAGGCCACGAAGUGA
Molecule: messenger RNA, 387 nt
Organism: Aspergillus affinis
Lineage: Eukaryota; Fungi; Ascomycota; Eurotiomycetes; Eurotiales; Aspergillaceae
Exons: 1
Coding region: 1-387 (128 amino acids)
Source: RefSeq, a predicted model, not a curated record